GUGUGCUGCUCCUCUCCGCAGUCAAACACUGCAGUUUACUUUCCCAACUUUAUUUCACUUUAUGGAAUAGUUAGGAAAUAUUCUAGAAGUCUUUCCUCAGAGGUUGGGAUUUGUUUGGGAUAAAACUGGAUCUGCUCAGCAGCUAUUCCUGCUGAAACUGUUCUGGAAAGGUCCGAGCAGACGGAUGGGUUCCUGGUGACCACGCAGCGAUGUCCCUGCUCCAGGAGUGAUGGGUCAGGUCUAGGAGUGAUGGGUCAGGUCCAGGAGUGAUGGGUCAGGUCUAGGAGUGAUGGGUCAGGUCUAGGAGUGAUGGGUCAGGUCCAGGAGUGAUGGGUCAGGUCCAGGAGUGAUGGGUCAGGUCUAGGAGUGAUGGGUCAGGUCUAGGAGUGAUGGGUCAGGUCUAGGAGUGAUGGGUCAGGUCCAGGAGUGAUGGGUCAGGUCCAGGCCACCACAGACACAGAAGUGACUCUGCAGAACAUUCAGGAACUGUACCGGAAAUUCACCGAUGAAUGUCCGAGUGGAAACCUGCACCUGCAUGAAUUCAAGAAAAUCUUUGGCGUCAGCAGCAAAUCACCGGAGGAGGAGGUGGCUUUUAUUGAACUUGUCUUUAAAUCCUUUGAUACCAAUAAGGACGGUAAGUUGGACUUCAUGGAGUACGUUGCAGCCGUGAACCUCGUUCUUCGUGGAAAACUCAUCGACAAACUGAAGUGGUCUUUUAAAAUUUACGACAAUGAUGGGAACGGCUGCCUGACCAAUCAGGAAGUGAGGAGUGUCAUCAAAAUCAUCACCAAAAUUAAAUGGCAUAAUGAUUCGAAUGCAGAAACUGUGGACUUCAUCUGCGACAGGAUAUUUGAGCUGACGGACAAAAACAAAGACAGUCAGAUAUCUUUGGAGGAGUUUAUUGAGGGAGCAGAAAAGGAUCCGUGGCUCAUGGAGCAGCUCAGACUGGACUUAGCGCCUAAAAACUGGUUCAUUAAAAACCAGGAGAAGAAGAACUGAGUCCUCCAGACUGUGGGAAUAUUCAGCCUUACCACAAUAGGAGCAUUUCUGCAACACUGGGUUCGACCUCAACGGCCAGCCUUAAUGUUCAGGUUCUGUUUUUCUGGGAAAAGGUUUUUCCCAUUUUCCUUCAAAUUAAUCCAUAUUAGCAUGUCUGCAGGUUGGAGUAUCCUGACAGAGGAUCUUCAGAUCUUUGAGCAUCAGCUCUGCAGAGCUGGCCAAACGUUUUGGAUCGACCCAUUUUCAUUUUCCAAGCAGAAGUCUUUCUCGCUCGGUCUGGUUUAAAGCUGUUUGAACUUUUGCUUCAACUUUUGGAAAUUUCCAAGUUUGGACUAAUCUAACAAUUUGCCUGUAACUGAUAACUACAGGCUUAUAAACGCCUUUUUACACUGUUGUGACCCCAUAUUUUAAAAAGUAAAAACAUUCUUCCUCCAUUGUGGGAGGUUGAUGUUUCUAUUUUACAACUUUCUGAACCACAUUUGUCUCUUUUGCUGAACAUUUGCUGUCAGAAGAUCCAUAUGAACGCCUACCACCAGGAAUCUGUAGAAACCCAAACUACAAGCCCUUAGCUUUGGCAGCUCAACUUUAUAUUAUUUAAGGAUAUUUUGAUUUUAUUCACUUUCAGAUGCACACAUAUUUUUCUGCAAACAGAUAAAUCGACAUAAAAAAUCUGAAAUAUGAUAAAAUGUACUUUCUGAAGUCAGUGACCAAACAGGACUCUGAAAACAUGUAGAUUUUUAUUCUGAAAAGAUGAUUAUUCUCUCAUUUGUUGAAAGUUAAAUGGAAAUAUGUCUAGAAAAUAACUGUAGAUAUGCUUUAGAUGGGUUUCACCCUGUGCCUGUUUUAAACAAAUGAUCAUGUUUUUUACCUGAAAUGAUGCAAAGCUUCAUUCAGAAAAAUCUACGAUAAAACUGGGGAGAGGAUGAAUAGUUUGUGUCAUUUUUAGCAUCUCAAACUCUUCACUAGACUCCACUUUCACUGAAAA
Messenger RNA from Poeciliopsis prolifica (blackstripe livebearer), 1984 nucleotides. Its product is annotated as guanylyl cyclase-activating protein 2-like. Bases 430 to 999 code for a protein of 189 amino acids. The record is from RefSeq and is a predicted model, not a curated record. Gene Ontology annotation, biological process: visual perception. The transcript is spliced from 5 exons. Gene Ontology annotation, cellular component: photoreceptor inner segment; cone photoreceptor outer segment. Gene Ontology annotation, molecular function: calcium ion binding; calcium sensitive guanylate cyclase activator activity. NCBI's taxonomy places the organism in Eukaryota, Metazoa, Chordata, Actinopteri, Cyprinodontiformes, Poeciliidae.